This is a messenger RNA of Nicotiana attenuata, 819 nucleotides long. RefSeq lists its product as uncharacterized. The transcript has a single exon. The coding region runs from base 63 to 638 and encodes 191 amino acids. The record is from RefSeq and is a predicted model, not a curated record. Lineage: Eukaryota; Viridiplantae; Streptophyta; Magnoliopsida; Solanales; Solanaceae.
UCAGAUUGAAAAAUUAUAUAUAUACAGAGCAACAUACAACAAGAGGAGAGACUAGAAAAUUAAUGGCGUACUAUAUUGAAGAAGAAGUCUGGAAAUGUCCAAAACACCCUUCGAAGAAACGCAGACCUGGCGUAUGUUCAAUUUGCCUACGCAAUCGACUUUCCAAACUUUGCCCUCACUGCGCUAACGUGCGCCCUUGUUCAUGCAGAAGCAGCGGCGCCGGCGUAGGAUGCGACAGCGAGCCGGCGUUGUGUAGAUCAAAAUCCGUCGGAAUUCCAUUCGUUAAAUCGCGAGAUAGUAAUACCAGCGACCGGAGAAACCCGCCGGCGAGUGAGAAGAGUACUAAAACAGCGUCGUUUUGGUGGAUUUUUAAGUCCAGGAAAAGAACUCGAGAAGCGGAGGGGAAAGAGAACGAAUUUGAAUUGAAAGAAAAAAGUACUGCUGAAAAUAAGUACUACUAUAAUACUACGGGGAUUAAGGAAUUAUCGAGGAUGAUGAUGAUAAGAUCGAGAUCGGCGAAUGUAGAUUUGACGUCAGUCCCCGGUGGAAAUGAUGUCAUGUCGCCGGGGAAGUUGAAAGGAUGGUAUUUGCUAAGUCCGAUGAAGGUUUUCCGGCAGUCGAAGUUUGUACAGAGGUAGUUUUCAAUUUUUUAUUUUUUAUUUAUAUUUUUUUAACUUUCACAAAAUUACAAGGCUGCAAGUAAAAGUAAUUUCAAUAUAGUGAUUAUUAUUUCAAACAAGAGUUAUGUACAGUUUUUAGGAUAUAUGAAGCUCUGCUUUAGUGGAAAUAUUUUCAAUUUUAAGUUUUAUAAUUUAGGUU